Messenger RNA from Gigantopelta aegis, 5877 nucleotides. Its product is annotated as probable ATP-dependent RNA helicase DDX46. Gene Ontology annotation, biological process: mRNA splicing, via spliceosome. Gene Ontology annotation, cellular component: nucleus. NCBI's taxonomy places the organism in Eukaryota, Metazoa, Mollusca, Gastropoda, Neomphalida, Peltospiridae. The transcript has 21 exons. The record is from RefSeq and is a predicted model, not a curated record. Gene Ontology annotation, molecular function: nucleic acid binding; ATP binding; RNA helicase activity. Bases 136 to 3159 code for a protein of 1007 amino acids.
AAUAUCAAAAAACGGCAAUGUUACGUUGUUAUUAAAUGUGUUCAAAUAAUGACUUUUAAUUAUUUUAUACACCUUUGUUUUAUAAUUAACUGUUGCUAAGGUUCCUUUGUUGCUCCUUAUACAAGUGAAUGAAUUAUGCCACGGGAAAACAGAUCAUACCGACAUAGAAGUGCUUCAAGGGAAAGAGAUCGGUCAAGGGAAAGAGACCGGGACCGCAAAAAGAAAAGUCGAUCUCGCAGUCCAAUCCGAUCAAGGCGGUCGAGAUCUAAGGACCGGUUAAAAAGGUCACGGUCACGUGAAAGACGACGGUCAAGAAGCAGGUCACGGGAUCGAGAUAAGAAAGAGAGAGACUGGGAUCGCGAUCGGGACAGGAGAAAGAGAUCAAAGUCUAAAGAUCGGGAAAGAACUAGGAAACGGGACAAAAAGUCACGUUCUCGAACACCUGAGAAGAAGAAAUCUAAAAGUCCAUCACCAAAUGUGCUAAAGUUAGCUUUCAGAGAAGGAGAACUCCGAGUGAAGGAUGAACCACUUAACAAGGAAGAGGAGCAGAAGCGGCUCGAGGUUGAAAUGCAGAAGAGACGAGAACGGAUUGAACACUGGCGGCUGGAGCGCAAGAAGAAACAAGAACUGCUCCCCAUCAACAUAGCACCGCCCACGAAGAAGUGGACGUUGGAAGAUGAUGAUGAUGACGAUGACGAUGAUCAGAGUCACAAACUGAACGCUGACGAAGAGGAUCCACUCGAUGCUUUCAUGCAGUCUGUCAAUGAUGAAGUAAAGCAGACCAGAGAUAAAGAUAGAAGUAUUGGGAUUAAGCUCGAGUCAAAUGAAACAAAUGGUGCGACUACUGGGAAAGUGACGUUUAUGACAGGUGUUGCCAAAAAAACACCUGAUCCUGGCAAAAUCAAGGGUGAACUUAUGGAGAACAAUGUAGAUGCUAUUGAGUACUCGUCUGAAGAAGAGGAAGAAGACCUGGAUAUGACCAUGGCUAGCAUCAUCAAGAAAAGAAAGGAAUUAAUAACUGUGGAUCAUGAUCGCAUUUACUAUCCUCCAUUCAGAAAGAAUUUUUAUGUGGAAGUGCCUGAAAUUGCCAAUAUGACUCAAGAAGAGGCUGAUCAGGCCCGAGAGGAGAUGGAAAACAUAAAAGUGCGAGGCAAGAACUGCCCCAAGGUGAUCAAAACCUGGGCUCAGUGCGGAGUCAGUAAGAAGAUUAUGGAUUGCCUUAGAAAACACGAUUAUGAAAAACCAACUCCGAUUCAAGCUCAGGCCAUUCCGGCCAUCAUGAGUGGGCGUGACCUGAUUGGAAUUGCUAAAACGGGAAGUGGAAAGACUGUCGCGUUUCUCCUGCCCAUGUUCAGACACAUCAUGGAUCAGACACCGCUUGCAGAUGAGGAUGGUCCAAUUGCUGUUAUUUUAACACCGACUAGAGAACUAGCUUUGCAGAUCACCACAGAAUGCAAGAAGUUCACCAAGGCUUGUGGACUGAAGGCAGUUUGUGUAUAUGGUGGAACGGGAAUUUCCGAGCAGAUUGCCGAAUUGAAACGUGGAUGUGAGAUCAUUGUGUGCACACCAGGCAGGAUGAUUGACAUGUUGGCAGCAAAUAAUGGUCGAGUUACAAACCUUCGUCGAUGUACAUACAUUGUUCUUGAUGAGGCAGACAGAAUGUUUGACAUGGGUUUUGAACCACAGGUGAUGAGAAUCAUGGACAACGUUCGACCUGAUCGCCAAACGGUCAUGUUCUCUGCCACGUUCCCGAGACAGAUGGAGGCUCUGGCAAGACGUAUUCUGCAGAAACCCAUUGAAGUGCAGGUCGGGGGUCGCAGUGUUGUGUGUAAAGAUGUUGAACAGCAUGUGAUUGUGAUUGAGGAAGACAAGAAGUUCUUCAAGCUGCUGGAGAUCCUGGGUAUCUACCACGAACACGGUAGUGUGCUCAUCUUCGUGGACAAGCAGGAGCACGCGGACGAGCUGAUGAAGGAGCUGAUGAAACACUCGUACCCGUGCAUGUCUCUGCACGGCGGCAUCGACCAGUACGACAGGGAUAGCACCAUCGUCGACUUCAAGAACGGAACAGUCAAACUCCUGGUGGCCACAUCAGUUGCAGCAAGGGGCCUGGAUGUGAAGCACCUGAUACUUGUUGUUAAUUUCAACUGUCCCAACCAUUACGAAGAUUACGUACACCGCUGCGGGCGGACCGGUCGAGCAGGCCGGAAGGGUUAUGCCUAUACGUUUGUGAUGCCUGAACAGGAGAGAUAUGCUGGUGAAAUUCUCCGAGCUCUCGAGCUGUCUAGUUCAUCAGUUCCUCCCGAACUUUCUACCAUGUGGAAUGCAUAUAAAGAGAGGGCAAAAGCUGAAGGUAAAACUAUCAGGAGCUCCAGUGGGUUUAAAGGCAAGGGCUUCAAGUUUGACGAGACCGAGGCCCACCUGGCUAACGAGCGUAAGAAGUUACAGAAAGCUGCUCUUGGUAUUGCCGACUCGGAUGACGAAGAUGCUGGAAUGGAUAUUGACCAGAAGAUCGAGGACAUGUUUGCGAGUCGUAAGUACGUAACGGACGUGGCGAAACCGAUCGUGAACCAGCAGACGCAGCAGGCGCAGAGUAACCAGAUCAAGCUGGAGCUGGCCAAGAAGCUGGCGGCGAGGAUCAACAUGCAGCGCAACCUGGGACCCGACGCCCAGGACAUCACGCAGCAGGCAGCCGUCGCCAUCCUCAAGGGAGACUCAGUGGCUGCUCCACAAGUAGCGUCGAAAACAAUCGCGGAGCAGAUGGCUGAGAAGAUCAACGCGAAGCUUGGCUACCGGCCGCAGGUGGAGGAGGAGAAGGAGCAGGAGGUACCGGCCGACACGUUCAAGCGGUAUGAGGAGGAGCUCGACAUCAACGACUUCCCACAGACCGCCAGGUGGAAAGUCACAUCCAAGGAGGCACUGGCGCAGAUCUGUGAAUACUCUGAGGCAGGUAUCACCGUGCGUGGUACGUACGUUCCACCGGGCAAGGAACAGAAGGAGCUCAAGGAGGGAGAACGGAAACUGUAUCUGGCAAUCGAGGCCACGAGUGAAAUCGCCAUCGGCAAGGCCAAGAAAGAGAUCACGCGACUUAUCAAGGAGGAACUCGUCAGAUUGCAAACAUCUUACGUUCCAAUCAACAAAGGCAGAUACAAAGUGUUGUAGAAGUUCAGCAGUACUACUUUUUAAAGAAAAUGAAGGAUUUCUUUCUGCAACAUGUAGACCUCAUGUUACUCAGCCAUACAGUAUCGAAUUAUCCGUGGUUUGAAAUUCAACAUGGUGUAUCAUUGAUUAAAGACCAUCAAAUUGUUGUUUUUACAAGGUUUUAAUGUCGGAUGUGAAAUGAAUUGUUUUAAUGGUGUGUAAAAGUAAAGAUAUGAGGAAUAUGGGCAGGUUUGAAAGAUGCGAAAUGAAUUGUUUUAACUGUAAAAGUGAACAUAUGAGGAAUAUGGGCAGGUUUGUCACAUGCGAAAUGAACCUUUUUAACAGUAUGUAAAAGUAAAAGUUAUGAUGAAUAUGUGCAGGUUUGUCAGAUGCGAAAUGAAUUGUUUUAAUUGUGUAAAAGUAAAAGUUAUAAUUGAAUAUGGGCAGGUUUUUUUUGACAGAAUGUUUUAGUUCACUGACCAGGUGAAAUGUGAAUUAGAUAAGCCCGUUGGUGUGUAUAUCCAUGUUGGUCAUGAAUAAACACUGGAUUUUAGGAGGAUUUUUUCUGUUUUUGACAGCUGAAUAUUUUAUUUUGAUCACUAAACCAGAGGAAAGUGAAAAAAAGUAUAAACCUUUUUUUAAAAACAUUGUUGAUGACAAUUACUAGGUUCAUGUCAUAUAUUAUCUGGCUCACUGGACAAAAGUGAACUGAAUGGGUUUCUGUAAUGAAUAAAACGUCGCUUUAAAAUACAUGUGUAUAUAUAUUUUACUUAAAUGGCAGCAAUAUAUUUUAAUACAUAUACACCUGAAUAUUAAUUAAGCACCACCUGUAUUGCAUUGCAACUAAAAAGGCUCUUGGAAGUAAUUGUCUGUGCAGAUGGCUUUAAACCUGAUAUUGAAAUUUGUUUACGUAUUCUGUAUAUACUUAAUUGUAUUUACCGAGAUGGUGUGAAUAAAUUACUUAGUAAAAGCACAUCAGUGUGAUUCCAGCUCUACAGUUAAUUAUCAUACCUUUCCAUGUAUAUUUAUGGCUUCUGUCUCUUCCCCCCCCCCCCCCCCCCCCCCCCCCGAACAUAUUAAAUAUUGAUGAUACGACAGUGUCACUUGCUAUCAAUCUUUUUCAGUAUCUUCUGCAUACACAGAACAUUAAUUUCAAUGUUUGUAUUCACAAAACAUUCACAAUUACUAGCGAAGUAUAAGCCACAUGGUCAACACUAGAUGGUGCUUAAUGAAUUUCCAGGUGUAUGUAUAACAGAAGACAAUAUUUCAACAUAUUUUGUUACCGGAACUCACCAUUAUCUUCGCCUAGGUAACCAAUUGGUUACACAUUAUAUUUGCAUAGCGAAUAAAGUUCUGAUGAUCCUGUUUGUAACUUUUAAAUUUUAGAAUGUAAUGGCAGUUCUUGUGAAUUAAAAGUCUGCAUAACUGACACACAAACAAAACAAUGGUUUACAUGAAAUAUUGUGUCCUGGUAUAAGAGACUACAACAUAAUUGUAGCCUCAGUGGUGUAGUGGUUGAACCAUCAGUCUGACGACUGGUAGGUACUGGGUUCACAUCCCAGCACCAGCUCCCACCUGGAGUACGUUUUAUUGGCUCAGUGGUUUGGAAAUUAGAAAGUUAUUUUAUAGUGGAAUCUUAAAUCAUAAUCGCUUCCCAUACAUUUAGCUCAGUCGGUAGAGCACUCGCCUAAACUGCUUGGUUUGCAGGAUUGAAACCCUGGUAGACCCAUUGGGUUUGACCUGUACCACACCACAACUGGUAAAUCAAAGGCUGUUGUAUGUGCUGUCAUAUCUGGGAAAGUGCAUAUAAAUGAUACCUUGCUGCUAAUGGGAUAAUGUAGCAGGUUUUUUCUGAAGACUACGUGUUGGAAUUAACAAAUAUUUGGUAUUAAAAGGCUGAUGUUUUAAUUAAUGAAUGCUCUCUAGUAUCUUUUUGGCAUAGGUAAACUAAACAAACUUUCUUCUUAUACACAUACAGACCUACAACCAGACUGAACUAGUAAAUCCCUAUUGUCUCUGUGAGACUGCACGACUUCAUGUAACAUAAUUAUUAAUCUUGGUUCAUCGACUUCGUGUAACGAUGAAUUAAUCUUGGUUCGUAGACUUCAUGUAACAUAUUUGUUCAUCAACUUCAUGUAACAUAAUUAUUAAUCUUAGUUCAUCUUUGUAUUUCCUUGGAGGUACACUGACCUUAGUUAUUAGGAAGUGUUUGCUAUUAUUGAAUUUUUAUUUUUAUUUUUUUAUUACAUAUUGGCAAAUCCAAUAUUUUUCUGAUGACUGUGGUGUUUGUAAUAGCUCAAAGUUGAUUUUAUGUAAAUCCAGGGCUUCUAGAAUUUUGUUUAGCCCAACUUUACUUUAAGUUAAUACAAUUUGACUAAAUAAUAGUAAUAAUCAGAUAGGUCACCUAAAGAGGGAGAUAAGAGCUUAAAAACACUAACGUUGGGGUUGAGGUGGGGUCACGAUAUAUUCAUAUUUACAAAAUAGACUUUUAACUGCAACAUUUGACAAGUUAGUUUUUCACUAGCCAUCGGACAUGGCAAUAGUAGUUAUUUACUAGCCCAACAAUGAAUAUCACUAGCCAUGGGAGUGGGGCUACCAUAAUCUAGAAGCCAUGGUAAAUCAGGAAAAGUACAUACCUGGGGGAAAACUAGGGUCAGUGACUUUAAUUAUAUGACAAUAAACAUUUUAUGAUGUAUGACAAUUGUUGAAAACUGGUAUCAGAUUAAACAGAAAAAUCUA